AUGCCUUUGCUAAAUCGAGGCCCGUUCAUUCCAGUUGAUGUUCCCGAAAAUCUACAGGACGAUGAGAAGGUCUACUUUUGCGAUGUUACUGGGGAGAUAUUCAGGUCGUUCGAAGCGUUCUCCGGCCGCAAAAUUCAACUGGACACUGAAGUCUGGAGCUGCGAAGUGACCGGCAAGAGCAACAUUACCUACGAUGAAGCAGUGCAGUCUGAACGGGAGGCCAAGGCAGCCGUCAAGAAGGUCGACAAGAGACUGACAAGAGCGAUUUUGUUCUUGGCAAACAAAGCAAAAGGACGGACUGUGCUACAGAAACUCGCUCAUGAAAUAAUGACCGCAAUCAAAGAUAUCUACGUUCUUGGCGAGAAAAUAAAGCACCAAAACAAAAAGUUCCAAGUCGAAGACAUGAAAUACGUCGGACUGGAGAAGGAAAACAUGAGCCCUGGUGGCCUAUCAAAGUUUGUCUACACCCUGGAAGAGUCGACCGAGCGCAGGAAGAAAAAAGUAGAGGGGGAAGAAGUCAAGGAGUCUCCGAAAAAGCAGAUCACUGUGAAAGCAAAGGACAUUAAGCAAGGAUCGCGUAAUCUCUCGAAGCCUCUUCUUUGCUAUAUUCUCAAGAUGCACACAUUCCAGUGCGACGAAGAUAGAUCUUACGCUCUUUUGCCAAAUAGCGUGAAAAAUUACAGAAUAGAACAGACAAAAUGGAGCGAAAUCUUCAACGGGCCAGAGCCGAAAUUCGAGAAGAUGGAGCCGAAGAAAGUAGCGCCAAAAAAAGUACUCAACAACAAGAUGAUGCAAAACAUGAUGAUGAAGAGGAUGGAGGAAGAAGAACGGCAGCGACGAGAGAAGAUUGACCAAGCCGCUAGCCAAGAGCAACGCCUGGCAGAGGCUAAGAAAGCGCUCGCACAGGCGAAGAGAGAGUGGAAAAUGAUCCGAACUGACGAGACUCUAGACGAUCUGAGUCAACACAAACUCCCGUCGCCACUGAAAAUUGAAACGCCACUGCCAGCUCAAUUCAUGGCCGACGCACUGACCCUUUGCGAAUUCCUGCGCACUUUCCACGGCGCACUUGACUCCGUCGAGUGGGAAACGAAGAUGAGCAAGUUCUCUUUGGAAGAUGCGUUCAAAAUGCUCACAGAAACUAAAACCGAUGGCGUCUUCUGCGAUGUUUUAAUUUACCUGCUCGGCUCUUUGCAAAAUAGCACGAAAAAAGAGGAAGAAGAAUCGGAAUCGAAGGCGAACCCCAUUUGCCGCCAGUCGGACUCUCCGUUUCUGGAUGACAAUGUUGCUACCACAGUAGUAAACGAGGCGUGGCCCAUCGGUUCCAAAUUUAAUGCCGAUGAAGUGAUAGACUCUUGCACUGAAGUCGCAAUUUUCUACGCGAAGGCUCUUGGGGAUUACCCUGUCAAAUACACCAUCGACGAAACUACCGUCACUGAAGUUUUGCGCUUGAUCCUGCUCUCCGGCGGAGCCAAUCCCAGCAAUGACAUCGAUAGUAACAGAAUGAAGUAUCGCGGUGGAUAUCAGACAACAGAUAGCACAUUCCUCAAUGCACUUCGCCGCGAUGAGCACAUUGAUUUGCUGAAAAAGCUGGAAACUGAGUCAGUUUUCACCUUAGCUCCGGAAGAAAGAUUACGGCUCGUCAUGCUCCUGACAGACGUUCUGAUUGUUGAAGGUGAGAUCAGAUACCACCAAGACGAGAUGGACGAGAAAAUCCUCGAAAUAACGGAAGAAAUAAAAGAAAUUAGAAAAAACGCGAAAGAGGAAAAGGUUCGAUUAGGUCAAGAACUACACAAAAUAAGAAUCGAUCUGAUGGAAAUGAAGAAAGCGAAUCCCAAUCCAAACUCAGUAGCUCUCCGAAAAAUCGAAGACUUGCAAACGAGCAUAGCCGAAAAAGAGUCUCUCGCUGCCAGCAACGAGCAAGAGACUGAAGCAAGUAUCGACGAUGCCAAUGCAAGAAUUCAAACAAUCACUCUAGCAUUCCGCCCAAUCUAUCUUGGCUCUGAUAGAUUUCAUCGUCGCUACAUGAUCUCAUCAGCUUCGCCCGGACUGAUUGUAGAAGUGCCCAACAGAAACGAAAUACCUCUUCCGGCGAAUGCUGACAGCUGGGAAAACUACAAAGUUCCGGAAUUUCAGAAACAACCAAAGCUUUCCGACUUCAUGGAGAAUACGAAAGGCCGCACCGCUCCUUCAGCUCCUGCUGAUGAAGUAAUGGAAGUCGAGACACAAGAAAUACUCCAAUCAGAAAAUGCGAAAGCUUGGACAGAAAGUGCGCUCCACGAGCCUGGCUUUUAUAUUUACGACGAAGAAGCAACGAUCCGCGUUCUUUACGAAGGCCUCAACGAACGAGGCGAGCGCGAAAAGACUUUGAAAGAAAGAAUCCAAAGACAUUUCUUCCUACUUACACGAGACAUUGACAAAGCAGGCCCUGGUUUCUAUAAAAAUGGAAAACUGCUUCAGUUUACUGAACCAGAGCCUGAUGAAAAGCACGACGUUUUCGAUAAAGAAAUACUUCUUGCACGUGAUUUCAUUCUUGAGCUCGAAGAACGAAUAUUCAAGGCUGACUUUGGCGAUCUAGAGUCGGCCGAAGAGGAGCGCGAAGCUCUCCGCGAAUUCUGGCUUGAUCGCAAACAGAUUCGUUCCCGUGAUUACAGGAAGGCUCUUCUCGAAAAAGACGAAAACUUGUUCCUGAAGUUCAAUGAUGACAAGGACAUAGAAAUGACGAUGCGUGUACCAAACUACUUGUCUGAGCCGAACAGUGAAAGCGAAGAGCUUUUCGAAGUGCAAAAUCUAGCAGCAUCAGUCAUAGCUCUUAGAAGAGCAAUACGACAAGAUGUGCUGCUUCGACCUCUUGGCACAGCAUCAAAUAAAAAGGGAAAUAAGCGUGAAAAAAAUGAAGUGUGGAAGGCCGUUUACAACAGUCAAAAGAAACAUUGGGAAGCUUCGCUUUUGUCAGUUCGGUCACCUGCCGCACUAAUGCUCCACUUGAUUCAUCUCGAAGAAUGCAUCAACUGGUCUCAAAGUAUUGAGAAUAUUCGAUGCCAGAAAUGCAAAAAGAAGUCUGAUGGAGAAAAUAUGAUUAUCUGCGAUGGAUGCGAGACACCAUUCCACACUUACUGCCACAAACCGAAAAUAAGAAAAAUUCCAAGCGGUGACUGGUACUGCAAGCAAUGCAAAGCGGAGCAAGAAAAACAGCAAUCACCUAAGAAGAGUAGACGAUCGACAAACAUAUUUGAAAUCGACGAAGACUUGGAGCUCCGUCCACGAAAAAGAAACAAAGUAGAUUACAAGGAACUCCCCUAG
This is a messenger RNA of Oikopleura dioica, 3300 nucleotides long. Lineage: Eukaryota; Metazoa; Chordata; Appendicularia; Copelata; Oikopleuridae. The record is from the annotation of a GenBank genome assembly.